GCCUUUCUGCUUCCCAAACCCCCAAGGCCAAAACUCUCCAUUUCCUAGACCCUCUCAACUUUUUCAAAUUCUCACUCUUCACAUCCAUAUGGCUAACUCACCCUUUUCAUCUCCCCUCAUAGCCUUUCUCCUAACCAUCUCCUCUCUAUUCCAUCUCUCCCACUGCACCACAACAUCCAUCCACGACUUCCUCAGGCAGAACGGCCUGCCUGGUGGGCUUUUUCCGAAAGAUGUGAAAUCAUACACAAUCUCUGAAACAGGCCUGCUUGAAGUCUACCUGGACAGCCCAUGUCUAGCCAAGUUUGAUACCAUGGCUUAUUAUGAGACUGUGGUCAGAGGUAACUUGACUUAUGGUGGCCUUACAGGAGUUGAAGGGUUUAGUCAGGAGGAGCUUUUCUUGUGGCUGCCUGUUCUAGAUAUCAUUUUGGAUGAUCCUUUGUCUGGGAUUAUCUUGUUUGAUAUUGGACUUGCUCAUAAAAACCUCUCACUUUCUCUCUUUGAAGAUCCACCGGAUUGUGCGCCUCAGUCUCAGGGAAAUUUGAAUAAAUAUGGUUUUGGAAAGAGAAGGUUUGGAGAUCAACGUUAGUAGACUUUGGGCAGAAUGAUGCAUAUCGUAAUGCGUGCCACUGUUUUGAGUUUUUGUUAAUUAGAUUAGCCGGGGAACUCGUAACUCGUAAGGUGUAACACAUUUCUAAUCCGUUUUUAGCUCAGUUUCUGUUCAAACUAAUUAGAUCAUUUUCAAUA
Messenger RNA from Daucus carota subsp. sativus, 744 nucleotides. RefSeq lists its product as uncharacterized. Bases 89 to 586 code for a protein of 165 amino acids. The transcript has 2 exons. Lineage: Eukaryota; Viridiplantae; Streptophyta; Magnoliopsida; Apiales; Apiaceae. The record is from RefSeq and is a predicted model, not a curated record.